AUGCUGUCCAUAUCUACAGCGUCAGGGACCGGUCGGUCUCAAUCACGCGAAUUUUUUCGCACCUUUACCCGCCCGGCUGGUUCGCGACAGCUCCGCAGAACUACCAACCCUUUGACAUCUACACAGCAACACAACUUUGCGCGGAAAUCGUCGCAUCUUGUGACUUCCAGCUCUAUUGCGCACCGAACACAUACCCCUGAGUAUGCGGUAUCACAACGUCUGUCGCAGCGGAGGUUUGUCUCAAGCCCAGCAUCUGCCGACUCGCCGCCUCAACCCAGCGAAACCCCCGAACCGGUCGAUAUCAAUGUCCUGAUCGAUAGAAUCGGCCAAAAUGAGGCAGAGAUGGUACAAAUUCUCGAAGAGUUGGAACUUUUGGACGAGCAAGCCGAAGCAGACGAGCUAAUCGACUUGAUCGGCCAGCGAGAUGAACACACAGCAGAGUCAUGGGUCCAUAUGAUCAAACAACGGUUUGGAGAUGAGGUGCCAGAGGGAUUGUUGGAUGAUGCCGAGCUUCAAAUCUACGCCAGGCUGUACGGAGAACCAAUCUUCCGGCAGCAAAUCGAGACAAUAGUUGAGGAGGAAGAGGAAGAUCUGAGCUUGCUUCGCGAAGAUGGACAAGGAGGUUGGGAGAAAGUUGAACUUGAAGAAGGCGCAGCCACCGCCGAAGACGAUGUUCCACUCGCAUAUGAUAUGGAUGCACCACCAGAAGAGCGCGAAACGAUUGCCAUGCAACGGACGAGGGAAGUGGCAGAGCAGUUGGGCGGCGAGAUUAUGCUUGAAGAAUUUGAGAAUGAGGCCGUUCCAGACGCUGCACCAAGGACGCAUCCAAGCACACUCGAGGGCAAAUUCGGAACUGAUCCUACCACCAUCCAUCUGCCUAAGGAUACUGUCACUGGUCCCAUAUCGGUUAUCCUGUCGGAGUUCUCCAAUAAGCACAUUUCGGAGACUGCUCGACGACUAUUUGGAGGACCAGGAUUGCCCCAUUCCACUACAACUGCGCCGCCGCGUGCUCAAUUACCUCAGCUCCCUAUUCCUCUUCAUGCUUCCCAGCGUCAAAUGACAGAAAUGGAGGCCAACACAUAUCUGGCAGCUCUAUACCCUGGAAUCUACGCUUCAACACUCAGUGUUAUGGUAGAGAUCCGCAAGCGAUUAGGUGUCGAUUGGAUUCGCCGUUUGAUUGCACAAGAGGGUGGACCGAACGUCCUUGAUGCCAGCGGAGGGGGCGCCGGUAUCCUGGCAUGGAGAGAUAUCAUUCGUACAGAGUGGGAACUCAUGGUGCCUGAUCAUCCUGAGGGAGCACCCAUUCCGUUUGGGCGAUCGACUGUGCUCACAGGCUCGGAUGCCCUUAGGCUGCGUGCUUCUAUCAUGCUGGACAACACUAGCUUCCUCCCACGCCUACCCGAUUACGUUCACGUGCGCGAGAAACCUACAAUUGACGACGCGCGAAAUGCACCCAAACGCAAGCAAUACGAUGUCAUCAUUGCACCGCACUCUCUUCUCGGUCUCGAGGAAGAAUAUGAACGUAAGCAGCACGUGGAGAACCUGUGGUCUCUUCUGAACCCUAAUGGAGGAGUUCUCAUUCUUCUUGAGAAGGGCCGCCAGAAGGGCUUUGAGGCCAUCUCUGGUGCUCGUGAAAUGCUUCUGAAGCGUCAUAUUGCAAGCCCCGGCUCUACAGAAUACGACAACUUCCUUGAAGAUCCCGACCAACGCGAGGUCAUUCAGAAGGAGCGUGGAAUGAUUGUCGCCCCUUGCACAAACCACUCCACUUGCCCGAUGCACAACUCCGCGGGCCCCACUAAGGGCCGUAGGGACUACUGCCAUUUCGAGCAGCGAUACAUCCGCCCGCCAUUCUUGCAGCGCAUCAUGGGAGCAAAGGACCGCAACCACGAGGACCUCAAGUUUAGUUACCUUGCCGUGCAGCGUGGCGUGGAUCUUCGACAAGAUCAAUCGAUUCGUCAAGAUUCCGAGACCACAGAUGCCGCGUUUGAAGGAUUUGAGGACUCCGAAGAGUCUGAUAUCCCCAACAAGCCAGCCUUCCACGCUCUAGCUCUCCCCCGCGCUAUCUACCCACCCAUGAAGCGCCGCGGUCAUGUUAUCUUUGAUCUCUGCACACCCGCUGGCAAAAUUGAGCGCUGGACCGUCCCGCGCUCCUACAGCCGCCAGGCCUACCGUGACGCCCGCAAAUCUCACUGGGGUGACCUCUGGGCUCUGGGAGCCAAAACCCGCAUCCCGCGCAACCUGAACCUUGGCGAUAAGCAUGGUGAGGGUAAGAAGGAGCGGCUGGCUCGUCGUGCGGCGACCAAGGCCUCUAUGCGUGACGCUGAGGAAGAGGGUGACUUUGAGAACGAAGGCGAAGAAGAGGACGAAGACUAUGCUGUUCAUGACUCAGAUAUCCCUGAUAUUCCCAUCAGGAAGAGGGGCCAGCAUAUCCCCAGUUGGAAGAAGCAUAAUGAUAAGAAGAAGCUUCGCCAGGCUUACAACAAGCGUGCCGCUGACGAAUAA
Messenger RNA from Penicillium paradoxum, 2502 nucleotides. RefSeq names its product tRNA methyltransferase RSM22. Gene Ontology annotation, molecular function: structural constituent of ribosome; methyltransferase activity. The coding region runs from base 1 to 2502 and encodes 833 amino acids. The transcript has a single exon. The record is from RefSeq and is a predicted model, not a curated record. Gene Ontology annotation, cellular component: mitochondrial small ribosomal subunit. NCBI's taxonomy places the organism in Eukaryota, Fungi, Ascomycota, Eurotiomycetes, Eurotiales, Aspergillaceae. Gene Ontology annotation, biological process: translation.